CCUAGAGUCCUAUAGCCCUGACAUUAGAGAGUACUGACUGCUUUGUACAGCUCAAUUUCAUCAAGGUUUUACGAUGAAGUUGCCUAUCUUAAAAUGCGGUUCAUUUAUAGCCACGUUGGACUUGAUAAUAUGAAAGUCUUCAAAUUUUCUAGCUGGAGUUAGACAUAGUUGGAUUAUCUGACAUCAUGGCUCAGCAGAUGUCCGACCCAAGUGAGUUGUUCCCAUUGCUAGAAUCCAACGAUCUUCAUGUCAUCCAAGAAAUCAAGGCGCUGAUACAAGACAAUCUUAACUCAGCACGUGAUCCUGGGUUUCUCAAUGCGUUGGUGGAUUUCUACAUACUCACAAACUCCCAGAAUGCACUGGACCUUCUUGCUGGUGUCAGGGAACCCUUAGACAAGCCAUUGAUGGACAGAAUGAAUGACAACAUGAAGGCGGGCCACAAAUUGCAGAGUUUGACCUUACUGAGUCAUGUGGUGAGACGGCAGCCAUCUUGGCUUCAUAAGAUCGUCCAAGCUCCUCUAUUUAUGUCUCUGCUGAAUUGCUUAAAGAUGGAUAUCGAUGUUCCAGUGAUUAUGUGUGGCUUGCUGUCGAUAACCACCUUGCUACCCAUGAUACCCAGCCUGGUUGGUCCUUCUCUGCCGGAAAUUUUUCGGGUAUUCUCCCACCUUGCCUCAUGGAAUGUUAGAAAACCGGGUGGUAUCCCUGAUGUUUACCAGCUCCAUUUACAGGUAGCGGUGUAUGCACUCUUCCAUCGACUCUACGGCAUGUACCCAUUGAACUUCCUCCAGUACCUCAGAUCUUAUUAUCAGAAUAAGAAUGAGGAAUUCAAGAAAGCUGUCUUGCCGAUGAUGGAGCGUGUUCGUAUGCAUCCUCUGCUAGUUAUCGGCACAGCUAGAUCCGAAACGGAAAAUGCAAGAUGGAGGAAGAUGGAGGUACAUGAUGUACUGAUGGAGUGUGCUCGUGUUUCAUUGGAUACAACAGAAUCUGCUCGAGACGAUUCCUUCAACUAUGUCCCGAUACCUGUUGGUUUUGACACUGAGAGGAGAGGGUCAAAGGGCAUAGCGGCUGGGAUCAUGGGUCAAGGCAUGAAAACUUCUUCCCCCAUUGUUGAUGGUCAUGGUACUGAGCUGUCUCACAAGCCAUUGAUACAGUGGGAUAGUGACUCUAAGAAAACAGACCCCGAUACGCACAGCCUGGUUUCGUCACAAGAGGGGGGUAUUAUAUCGAUGUUCAGCCCGUCCAUGGUGUGCGGACUGAGCACACCACCUUCCUCCCAUCCUCCCUCCCCAUUGGGCAGUCAACUGGAUGUCAGUCUGACAUCAUCAGUCCAGAUGCAUUAUACGACCCCUCUCCAAGAGACACCGACGCCUCAGUCAACACCGCACGAUUCCCCUCAUCCCAACGCAGCUCUCCAUCUCAGCAGUCGUAUGUCCAGCAUGAGCGAGGGCAGUGUUCACAGCCGUGCCGGAAAGGGAUCUGGCGGGAGAGCCGGACGUGGGAAGCUCCCGCCAAUCACAACUCACUCUGCAAUGUCGUUGUCUCGGACCGUCUCUGCACCAGUGACGCCAGGCUAUGAGUCCAAAUCCUUGCCGUGCACCCCUCAGAAACCUCUCAUGGGUGGCAAGGCAUACUCUCAAGAGAUCACCAAGCAGAGGAGAUUUGUGUGGGAUGAUGCAGAGGCUCUUGCGACUAACGGCACAGCAUCGUUUUCAACCAAAGAGCCUCCUCAAGCUGCUCCUGUUACUGAAGAAAGUGAGGCAAGGAAAGAAAGGACGGAGAGCUCUGUCUCCUUGAGAGACCUUCCCGAAGUCAUUAAGGAUCUUUCUCAUGAGGAGCAGAGACCACGUGAUGAUGAUGCAAUGAAUGAAGAGGUGUCGUCUUUCAUUGGUAGUCCUUACACUCCACAGGAUCUGGAAACUUCUGUAAACUCAUGUAUUACAACUACCCAAACCAAAACAACAACUUCAGACCGACUCCCUCUGAAGACGGACCUGACUACGCCUUCCAUGACAAUGUCAUCAGCGUAUUUGAUGAAAGUUCACUCUAAGGAUGUUGAAACAACUCCUCGAGCGAAUGGAACAAGUCGCCAAGAGACAGUCAGAACGCAAAGUGAUCCGAGUGCAGCACACCGUAGUACGUUGAUAAAAUCAUCCGAGAGUGAAACCCGUUUAAGAACCAGUAGUUUCGGUAACAAGGCGACGAAGAACAUCUCAGCGGAUCUCUUCGGCGUCCGGAAAGGAAAGGAUGCCAGCGUUGAGCAUACCAUAACACCACAAGGGUUUGUCCCGAUUAUUGAUCAAUCAAUGGAUAGUUUGGAGUCACCGAUAACUCGAUACGGGACACAAAGUACCACAUCAGAUACUUUCAGCACCCCUGGGCCGUCCUACAACCAACAAGCACCACCACAAAUGCCUUACAUGCAUCUCUUCAAUCUGAUCGUUCCGACGUUGCAGAAUUUAUCCCCCGCUGGGACCUCAUCGAGAGAUCACUCCCCGGUUGUCUCAAGCGCGAACAGCACGGGUAGUGGGUUGUAUUCUACCCCGCCACCUAUGUCUAGAGUUGACUCGCUGCCAGUAGGGAGUACACCUAUAGACAGUAUCGGUAAAGUUCCGCUACAUUCGUUGUAUUCACCAAGUCAGCUUCUGGAUCGUCAUCUACAGAUGGGGAAUAUGACUCAUGAGGAUCAACUUACUGGAUUGUCUCUCGUCAGCCAAGGGGCAGUGGAUUGGACUCAUUUUGGAGGAUCUCCACCAGCGGAUGAAAUCAAACUACUGAAGGGCCAGCUGCAGUUACUUCACAAUCAGCUUCUGUAUGAGAGACACAAGAGGGAGGUUCAUGCAGAGAGGAAUAGGCGCCUCCUUGGCAAGACACAUAAGGCCAAAGCUCUUGAAGAAUCCAAUGCAGCAAUGUUGGAGCAACGCCAACUCCUAGAAGUAGAAGUGAAUCAAGUCAGAGCGGCCUUCAAGUUACUCCGAGAAGAGAAUAAACAACUUAGUGAAGCUAAUGGCACCAAGGACCAGACGCAUAAUGCAUUAAUGAAGAAAUUGCAAGGUGAGAAUGAGCACAUGAGAGAUGCAAAUGAGGAACUUCAAAAGCUUCUGGUUCAUCACAAACAGGAAGUCGAUAAAGAAGCAAAGGAGUUACAGGCGGCUAAUGCUAAAUUGUUCACAGUGCAACAGGAAUUGGACAACGCUAGGGCGGAUGUAGCAACCAACAGACACCUAAAAGAUGAGAUUGCUCGACUGAACAGGGAGCUAUUACUGAUGGGUGAGACAAACACAAAGUAUCAAGAGAAGGUGGAGGAAGCGCGAAGGAAUGAUCAUAAGACAGAAGAGACUGAGAUGAGAUGGACCACACUGAAAAAAGACCUCGCUGUUUCUCAAGAGUCGUUAAAAAGAAAGAAUGUUCAGACGGAAGCUGCCAAAGCUCGAAUUGGAGAAAUGGAGGCAUCACUUACACUAAAGGACGUUGCAAUGGCUGAGCAGAAACGUUUUUUGGAAAACGUAAAAAGCCUCAACAAGGGUAAAAUGGAGUCGAUGGAUGCCAAGUACAACGCCCUCAAGAAAAUCAACCAAUGUCUUGAGGCUCACAUCCUGAAACUCACCAAGAGCUUGAGGGAGAGAGAGAAGGAGACUGGUCACUUCAAAAGACGUCAUCAUCUUGUGUCGCCCCAAGGCAUCUCCCGUCGUCAUUCUGGUCCAUCGAGCGGCGCUGCUGAUCAGAAGAUGGAGAGAAUGGAGAGUUCAGAUUCAGGAGGAACAUCUUCAUCUGGAAUGUAUUCAAUCCAAACCUCAUCUCCAAGAACUCUUGACCGGAGUCAGUCUCAGGACGAAACGUACCCAGUGAGACCAGUAGAUGUGGACGCUCAUCUCGUCGUUAAAACUGAAAGCGACUUCUCACAGACGUCUCUGUCUGUGAAGGGAUCAAAGGAUGAUCAUCUCACCCCUAGUCAUCUAUCCGGGUCCCAUUCAACCCCUCGCUCUAGCCCCAUGAGUGAGUGGGAGAAUCUAAGUGGAGAGGUUGAUUUGAACAAACCUACUAAAAAAGAACCUGCAGAAGCUAUCCUUGUCCCUAAACCAACAGAGAGGGCAGGUUUUGAGCGGCACGAUUCAGGUAGCCGUCUUCACAUCAACAGUCCGCCUUUAGUAUUCAGCGAUACGUCCCCCUUCCAGCGAGUCCAGCAGAGCCCUCGCUUGUCCACAAGGCACAGCUCUUUCUCCCCCUCCAGCAAGAUCUCUUUAAACCCCCCGGUUGAAAUCGGCAGGAGAGCUGCCAGCCAAUCCUGCCCGGAUCUCGACUCGUCGGGCAGCCAGUUUACGAACUUGACUCAGUCGCAAGUCGAGGGAGGGGAAGAGGACAUACAGGAGGAGGAGGCAUCUGAGGGAACCUCGGCUUCACCUCCAGGGGCUGUUGUGGACAGUGUAGAACCAAGAGUGUUCCAUCACGGCUUAGCGUCUAUACUACACAUGGAAGCCAGUAUUGAAGAAGCAGACUUAAGCAAAUAUAAAUAGUCAGUUAUUCAUUUUGGGUAAUGCACAAUGGUCUUAAAGGCAGUGGACACCUAGCAACACACACAGCUUUAUGUUGCAUACCCUUUGUGGACUUUCCUUUGUUCUGUUCACUUACAGACACUGGACACCAUUGGUAAAUGUCAAAGACCCAUCUUCUAACUUGGUGAAUCUCAUCAUGCACUAA
Messenger RNA from Asterias rubens (European starfish), 4695 nucleotides. RefSeq names its product hamartin-like. The coding region runs from base 186 to 4511 and encodes 1441 amino acids. The record is from RefSeq and is a predicted model, not a curated record. NCBI's taxonomy places the organism in Eukaryota, Metazoa, Echinodermata, Asteroidea, Forcipulatida, Asteriidae. The transcript has 18 exons. Gene Ontology annotation, biological process: regulation of cell cycle; negative regulation of cell population proliferation; negative regulation of TOR signaling. Gene Ontology annotation, cellular component: TSC1-TSC2 complex.